GGAGGAAGCGCGGCGGGAGGGCCGCGGUGCAUGUCGGGAUCCGCCCUUGUAGCUUAGAGACGCCGGAAAAAAAAAAGGUAAACACGGGCGGGCGGAGAAACCUGCGUGCAUCGCGCAGGUGAAACACAAACGGGGCAUGCGCGGGGCCUCGAGCCCUUCAGGCGACGCGGCCUCCAGCUACAACGAGCAGUUCCGUCGAAUUCAGGUGCAGCUGCGGGACAGUGAAACAAAGCGGAUGGAAUUGGAAAGAAAAAUGCUGGAAUAUAGCAAAUCUGAUGUCUGCUUAUCUAAGCAGAAACACACGAAGCUUAAAAAAUAUUUAAAAGAAAUAUGUGAACGUCAGAAAAAAUCUCUCCUCCGAAACCAAGAUUUGUUGAAGGAAUUUGAUUGUAUUGAAGCUCAUAUUAGAAAGUUUGCCUCGAGUUCAGAGUCUCUUCAAAAGCUGAAGCGAGUCACCUUCUAG
Molecule: messenger RNA, 463 nt
Organism: Sphaerodactylus townsendi
Lineage: Eukaryota; Metazoa; Chordata; Lepidosauria; Squamata; Sphaerodactylidae
Product: centrosomal protein kizuna-like
Exons: 4
Coding region: 137-463 (108 amino acids)
Biological process (GO): spindle organization
Cellular component (GO): centrosome
Source: RefSeq, a predicted model, not a curated record